GCAUCAACCGUGCUACAACAACUUCUUGCUACCUUCGUCCCUAAGCAACACGACCCUCUAUAACACCUUCCUCCCCCAGCAACUACUCCUCACAGACUCAGCAAUCUCUCACAUCGUGAAAAAAUGGUGACCGUCGAUCCGAAAGCCGCCGCCUCCGCCCACCAGUUCACCGUGGUCAUCGACGGCGUCGAGACGGCCGUCCACGAGGGCGUGCUCCGGUGCGGCGGCGGCGGCACGGUGGCCGUGGUCGGCCCGGGCGUCCUCGAGGUGACCCGCCUCCGGCACGUCGUGGUGCGCGGCGGCGGCGGCGGCGACGUCCGCUUCGCGCGGUGCGAGUACGCGGCCGCCGAGGACUGCGCCGCGGCGUCGUUCCGCCGCUGCGGCGCGGUGCGCGUGGACGGGGCCCGCGGCGUGGCCGUGCGCCGGUGCCGGUCCGCCGACGUGGAGCGCGCGGGCGCCGCGCGCGUCCGCGGCGCCGGGGAGCUGCGCGUGGGCCGGUGCCGGGAGGCCGACCUGGCCGGGUGCGCCGACGCGGCCGUGGCGCGCUGCCGCGCGGCGCGCGCCGACUGGUGCGGCGCGCUCGCCCUGGGCCGCUGCGGCUCCGCCGACGUCACCCGCUGCGGCGCCGUGCGCGUCGACCGCUGCCGCGACGCCAGCGUGUCCGGGUGCGGCGCCGUCGCGGUGCGCCGCGGCAAGGUGAGCGUGGUCGAGGCGCUCAAGCCCGUGUCGCCGCCGGUGUACCAGCAGGCAGAGCCUGUCCUAGCGGCGCCGGUGGAAAUCAUGAGCAAGUGAUGCCGUCGUACGGCCAGCUACCAUGAUAGGUAUCAGGAUGAUAUGAUAUUUUCAUAUUUGUGUCAUGAUGGGGGACGGGGAGGGGAGCCGGAUAUAUACGAAGAACUAUACGCUUUUGGCUGUGUGUUUUCCAUUUAUGUAAGCAUCUUGCCUAUGUAUCAUGGAGUAUGUACGUUAUAACAAUAUAAUAAAUCAAAAUAAUACUAUCUUUGUUCUCUAAUA
Panicum virgatum (switchgrass) is the source of this 1014-nucleotide messenger RNA. RefSeq lists its product as uncharacterized. The record is from RefSeq and is a predicted model, not a curated record. The transcript has a single exon. Bases 124 to 792 code for a protein of 222 amino acids. Lineage: Eukaryota; Viridiplantae; Streptophyta; Magnoliopsida; Poales; Poaceae.